This is a messenger RNA of Fraxinus pennsylvanica, 3042 nucleotides long. The record is from the annotation of a GenBank genome assembly. NCBI's taxonomy places the organism in Eukaryota, Viridiplantae, Streptophyta, Magnoliopsida, Lamiales, Oleaceae.
AUGGCGGUAGCAGGAGGAGUAAAUAUGGAACAAUUUGAGGCGUAUUUUCGGAGGGCUGAUUUGGAUCAGGAUGGCAAGAUCAGUGGUGCAGAAGCUGUUGCUUUCUUACAGGGAUCCAAUCUGCCCAAACAAGUCCUCGCUCAGAUAUGGAUGCAUGCUGACCAGAGCCACACUGGCUAUCUCAGCCGUCCCGAGUUUUAUAAUUUCCUUAAACUUGUAACGGUGGCUCAGAGCAAGCGAGAAUUAACACCAGAUAUUGUGAAGGCAGCAUUAUAUGGUCCUGCUUCAGGCAAAAUCCCUGCCCCAAAGAUAAAUCUAGCAGCAACACCUGCACCACAGUCGAACUCAGUCGGUGCUGCACCUCCAUUACAGAUGGGUGCGGCUGCACCAGCACUUUCUAAUAAUCUUGGCUUCAGAGGAUUGACACCUUCAAGUACCAGUAUAAACCAGCAGUUUGGAGAGGCACCUUCAAUUUCAGGCAUGAACCAGCAAUUCAGACCGGUACCUUCAAGUUCGGGCAUGAACCAGCAAUUCAGACAGGUACCACCAAGUACAAAUGUGAACCAGCAAUUUGGACAGCCACUUUCGAGCACGAGUACAAUCCAGCAGUAUUUCUCUUCUCAGGGUAACCAACCAAACAGACCUCUACCCAUGUCUGCUGCUACUGCGUCACGACCAUCUCCAGGUCCUGGUGGUCUGAAUUUCCCCAGGGGAGGUGAUAUGGUCGGUCCUGGUCUUCCAAACUCGAACAACGAUUGGUUUGGUGGAAGAACUAGUGUUGCUCCUACUGGACCAACACCAGAUUCAAACAAAGGAGCCAGUCCAUCAAUUCCUCCAGUUGCUCCAAAAUCGCUAGAUUCAGUUUCAACAGUGUCCUCAAUGUUUGGAGGGGAUGUGUUCUCUACCACCCAAUCUCCAUCUCUUCAGGGUUCAUCUACACCAACACGACCUGCCGGUGGCGUUCCUACCUCCUCAGCCAUUACUGGGGCGCAGCCUUCAGCUAAGCCUGAUCCAUUUGAAUCUUUCCAGAGCACUCUCAUGAAACCAUCUAUGGGCCAGCCUCAGCAGACAUCAUCUCUGCCAAAAUCUAAUCAGCAGGUUUCAACUCAAGUUACUUCUUUUGGCUCAUCAUCUGGAGCGCCAGCUGGUGGGGGGAAUUCCGCUUCAGAACAGUCUCAGAUUUCAUGGCCGAAAAUGACACGCACGAGCGUUCAGAAAUAUGCCAAAGUUUUUGUAGAAGUAGACACUGACAGAGAUGGGAAGAUCACUGGUGAGCAGGCGCACAAUCUAUUCUUGAGUUGGAGACUACCAAUAGAGGUCUUAAAGCAGGUUUGGGACUUAUCAGAUCAAGACAGUGAUGGCAUGCUUUCUUUGACAGAGUUCUGCAUUGCACUAUAUUUAAUGGAGCGUUACAGGGAAGGACGGCCACUUCCAUCGGUGCUUCCUAGUAGUGUCAUGCUCGAUGAAACUCUGUUGUCUUUGGCAGGUCCACCCACUGCUUCUUAUGGAAGCAUGGGCUGGGGGGCCACUACUGGCAUAAGACCACAGCAACUCCCGCAUGGUUCCCAGCCUAUUGCAUCUGCUGGUUUAAGGCCUCCAACACAGACAGUUUAUUCUCAGCCUGAUGGAUUGAUGCAAUUCAAUGAACAGAAUGCUAGAGGUCCUCUAAUGGAUAAUUCCUAUACGAGUGAACUCAGUAAUGACGAGGAGAAUUAUUUGGACAAUAAAGUUCAAGAGGCAGAAUCCAAUGAAAAGGUUGAAAAUAAUGAGAAAGUGCUUCUGGAUUCCAGAGAGAAGAUUGAAUUCUAUCGGACAAAAAUGCAAGACCUUGUUUUGUACAAAAGUAGAUGUGAUAAUCGUCUUAAUGAAAUUACAGAAAGGGCUUUAGCAGAUAAGCGUGAGGCUGAGUUACUUGCCAAGAAAUAUGAAGAGAAAUACAAACAAGUCGCAGAAAUUGCUUCUAAACUAACUAUUGAAGAGGCUUCAUUUCGUGAAAUUCAGGAGAGAAAAAUGGAAUUGCAGCAAGCAAUCAUUAAAAUGGAACAAGGUGGUAGCGCAGACGGUAUUCUUCAGGUUCGAGCUGAUCGUAUUCAAUCAGAUCUUGAGGAGCUGUUGAAGGCUAUGGCCGAGCGUUGCAAGAAACAUGACUUACAGAUAAAAUCUAUAGCAUUGAUUGAGCUUCCGCCAGGUUGGCAACCUGGGAUCCCAGAGUUUGUGUCAAUCUGGGAUGAAGACUGGGACAAGUUUGAAGAUGAAGGAUUUUCAUUUGAUGUCGCUGUUCCUGCAAAUGCUAAGUCAACAUCUGUUCAUGAAGAGAAUUCUUCUCCAACUCAUAACUUUUCCCCUGAUUCGGGGUCAAUUCCUGAUGCUACAUCUGAAAAACCCUUCAGCAAAGGUGUCAGUGCUUUUGAGACAGAAUCGUCGUAUGCACACAGUGAAGAUGAAUCAAAGAGUCCACAAGGAAGUCCAGCAAGGCAAACAACAUUUGAAAGUCCAUCUCCCAAAUAUUCAGAAAACCAUUUCAGGAAGAGCUCUGAUGGAGAUGCUGAAACUCAUAGAAGCUUUGAUGAAUCUGCAUGGGGUACUUUCGACAAUAAUGAUGACAUUGAUUCAGUUUGGGGCUUUAAUGCUAAGGACUCGGAUCAUGGGAAGCAUGAAGAGAAGUAUUUCUUUGGGUCGAGUGAUUUUGGUGCGAGUCCAGCAAGAACUGAUUCCCCCCAGAAGAAUAGCCCGUUUACUUUUGAGAACUCUGUUCCUGGGUCCCCACUUUCUAGGGCGGGGAAUUCUCCUCCGGGAUACAAUGCUGAAUCUAGAGAUCCCUUUUUUGACAGUUUUUCAAGGUACGACUCCUUCAGUACGCAGGAUAACAUCUCAUCUCCCCGUCAGGAGACUAUCACUAGGUUUGACUCCUUGAAUAGCACAAGGGAUUUUGGACAUAGUGGUGGCUUUUCAUUUGACGACUCUGAUCCAUUUGGUUCUAGCGGUCCCUUUAAAGUCUUGUCAGAAAGUCAAGCUCCAAAAAAAGGUUCUGAAAGUUGGUAA